AUGGCGGCCUCACAAAACGCAGAAGAGCAAUCCGUAGAUCUGCCGGAGUCCUCCGCCGCACAACCAACCACAGGGACAUCAGCAAGCCGAGACAAGCACACCCCAGCCACUAAACAAGACAUCACUGACCUGCUCCAGGAGAUGAGACAAAUGCAUGCCGCAGAUCUUGACUUGCUCAAGACUGAAAUACAGGCGGUGACCGCACGCACGCAGGCCUCUGAGAAGGAUAUUCUGGAUCUGCAACAGAAGGUACAAGGGCUACAGGAACAUGUCCACAAACUGCAAGCCUCCCAGUCCACCCUCACUACAAGAGUAGAUGUGGCAGAGGACCGCAAUAGGUGGACUAACAUAACAAUUACUGGUAUCCCUGACAAUAUUGACUCUACCGAACUGCCACUAUCUCAGACGCCUCACAGCUACACUCCUACCACAAGCUCAAGUGAAAAAAAUGAUGCUGGAAGGCUUCUUUCGAUUCCAAAACCCUAUACAAGCACCACCCACUGCUUCUCAGGAUAUCAUCAUAAGGUGCCACUCUGCAACAGACAAAAUAAGGUUUCUCACUGCAGUCCGAGGAAAGACCCCACUUGUCUUCGAAUCAUCCCAACUAACCUUUUAACUUGA
Pelobates cultripes (western spadefoot toad) is the source of this 621-nucleotide messenger RNA. The record is from the annotation of a GenBank genome assembly. NCBI's taxonomy places the organism in Eukaryota, Metazoa, Chordata, Amphibia, Anura, Pelobatidae.